Mitosporidium daphniae is the source of this 3192-nucleotide messenger RNA. RefSeq lists its product as uncharacterized. Bases 1 to 3192 code for a protein of 1063 amino acids. The record is from RefSeq and is a predicted model, not a curated record. Lineage: Eukaryota; Fungi; Microsporidia. The transcript has 3 exons.
AUGAUAGAGAAAGAGCAACUUGAGGCUGCACAUUGUUUUAAUUUGCAGAAAGACGUCUUGGACAAGGGGAUGGGGGUUAUGCAGCAAGUAAACUCAGAGGCUCUUUCUGCAGUUUGGGAAUAUUUCCUACUGGAUCAAGUGCCCUCACCCACUCCUACAUUCCCCUCACCUUUGCCAUUAGAUGCUUCUGAAACGAAUGCUGAGCCACAAAGCUCGGCUUUCUUUUGUUAUUUAAAGGAAAAAAUAUUGGAAUGGAAUCCCAACUUUCCAACUUCGAACGAGUAUGUUAAAAUUGCGUUAACUUUAGACCUAAGCCGCUGUUCUACUCGCUCAAGUCGAUUCUGGAAAACCAGACAUCAUCAGUUAAAAGCCUUGAAGACAUUAAAACCGUCCACUCUUGCAGUUCAAAGUACUCGGAUUACGAACUUUUGCAUUGGAUGCUUAUUUUCGAAACCCUUCCUUCAAACACCUUGCUCAAACUUUCCAUCUCAAGCAAAGUUGUUGAAUGCGAAGAUUGGAAGUUUCUAUAAAAUUAUUAAGGAGCGCCAAUCCUUGCUUCAUAAUCCAGUUUCCGACGACAGCGUAUAUUGUCUGCCGCUUAGGGUCCAUGGCAGGGUUAAUAAGAGGACAAAUCGAGAUUUUCUCUUCGAUGAAAUCUCGUGGAUGGCCUUGGAUUUUUAUGAGGAAAGACGCCUAAAAAUACGCUUGGCUUUUUUGUUGGCAGCAGAUGCAGCCAAAUUUGUAUUGUCGAAAACCAGUCCUCCAUUGACCCAGGUCGAGGAGAUUGGAUCUUUUUGCCAACAAGCCUUUUUAAAUGAUGUUCCUGUUUUCGGUCCGCCGGAUAGGAAGGAUUUAAAUCUGCCAUGCAUCUCUGGAGAUCCUCGGACUUCAAUGGAUAUUUCAACUGAUCUACCGCAAACAUAUCCUGACAAGUCAAAUGCCCUCAAAUAUGAAGGACACUCUCUGACGCUGUUAGAGGGUCCAUUUUCAUACUCUUCGGCACCCCCAAACUCUAUAAGCGAUUCAUUGACAACUUUAAACGGGUUUCUUUUGCAUCAUCUUGAGAAUUCGAUAUCCUCUUCAAGAUCUACGUCUCCACACCCGGUUAUUCCGCCCUGGUCUCUGUUGGAGGAUCAGCUGAUCCUUGAAGCCUGCUUGCAGUUUAAUUUCAACUGCCAUUUAAAUUCUGCCCUCCAUCAACAAACGGCCAGUCCAAAAAAUUUUCCAAUUAUAAUCCAGCAUGAGCUUAUGCCUCCUUGUAACUUGGUGUCUGAGCUUCUUAAUGCUACGUGUCAUCACAAUUCAUUUGUUCGCACACCUUUUAGCGUUUUGCAGCGCUUCUAUUACUUGGUUAAGCUUGACGGAAAGAGUGCUCAACGCAAUUUGUCUCCCAUUGAGGAAAAGUCGCAUAGCUGUUCCAAAUCCUUUUUGUUGCGAAUAUAUCAAAAGGCCAUCAACUCGCACAAGCCUCAAAACAUAGACAAUAACACAAAUCUCCCGCCAUCAUGGAAGCUUAAGCAAUGGGAAAAACGGUUGUUUAUCUUUGGGCUUAUUAAAAAGAAAAUCCACACUCGUGGUGGGUCCAUUUUAACCAAGGACCAUAAGCGACAAGUAAACCUGACAUCGGAAAGAAGAUUAUCUAAGCUCUCAACCUUUAGCUCUCUUUCAGGUGGCACUCACACAGCCUCUCCAACAUUCAAGUCUCAUCUUCCAUACAAUUUGUAUGUUAGCGCUAUAUCUGCUCAUCCAUCACAUGAAUCUGCAGUAAAAAAGGCAACUUCGGGGAUUCCAAAGCACUUGGUUAGUAGCACUUGUUCUGCAUCCGACUUGGCACUUAAACGGUUGCAUCGAGUAUACCACUUCCAGAGCCAGCCAAAUAUAGGUCCAGUUAUUAUCAGUCCCAUUGGGGGCGGAUUUCCUGGAAUGGUUCCUCCUGGAACUUCUGCUAGAAAAGGGGUAUAUCCUGAGCAGGCCCCAUCACCGACCCAGGGCUCUACGACGCUGGUUCAGCCUUUUCAAAGAGUUGGUGCUUACGCAACUCAUAACCAAAGAACGGUAUCCCCAAUUCCAAAUAGAAUGAUACCCAUUUCCAACAUACAAAUGUCCCAACGCUCACAGCAAAUGCCUCUUCAGUCAUCAGUGUUACCGGUGCCAUCCACAGGAAGUAUGCCUUGGAACCCAACGCUUGGCAUGCUGCCGAUAGGGGGGCAGCCUAAUUGGAACUCCCAAAUGCUCCAACCAGUACAAUUUUCGUCAAUUCCCCAAUCUGCAACCCAACAGACUCAGACAUCUUUUCAGCAACCUUCCCAUGUUUAUACCCAAGGAACUCAAAUGUUGCAACCACAAAUUUCCACCUAUCAGCCUUCAUUGGGACAAUAUUAUCAUUCCCAAUCUCAACCCCAACCCCAACCCCAACCCCAACCUCAACUUCAACCUCAACCUCAACCUCAAGCCCAACCUCAAGCCCAACCUCAAGCCCAAGCCCAAUCCGCAGGUCCUUCAAACUUUACCCCAAUUCCUUUGAAUUCCCAAAUGCAGCCGCUUUCAAGCUCUAUGCCAUUGCCGCCGCCCCAAACAACCCAUCUGAAUAAUGUUCCUCAGAUGGCGUCAUUCCCACAACUUCAACAAGCAUCUUCGCCACAGAUUCAGUCUAAUCAAGGACCCACUACCCAGCCUCUACUGGCACCCUCAUCAGCUCCAAUAUAUCCACAGCCGCCAUUACAUAACGCUGCCGGGCAAGCUUCGCGCCAAUCGGGCCUGCCCCUCCAACACCCCGCAAAUUCGCCUAUUAUCUCAAGCACUGCGAGAUUAUCUCCCAUAAGUGGAUCCAUUAGUAUCGGAUCUAGUCUACCUCUAAAUAACAAUCAAGCGAUGCUUGGACUGCGCAUGGGAACGCCAGUUUAUCCAGCUACUCAAGUACUGUCACAGCUACCUUCCCAGCCCAUGAUUAGUGUUUCGCGUCAACAGGGAUCUUCCGUUCCCACUCCCUCAAAUUUGGCCGUGCAAAAAGGCAUAAACGCCCAAUCGAUGCCAUCAUCAGUCCAACAGCACGGAAUCAUUCAACCCCAAAGAAUGACUAAGCCAUUGACACAAAAUAUUGGAUUGGAUAUUGGGAUUCCCGACAAUCGCGACCAACAUCCAACAGAUGGACUUCCUAGUUAUCCCACCACACCUGCUGCUUCACCACCCUAG